AUGGCUCUUCUUUUUUACCUUUUUAUAAUCUUGUGCUGUGCUGAUCACCAUGUGACGCUUAAGGAUGAGGAAGGCAUACCCCUCAUCGCCAAGUAUUUCAAUACCAAAGGGAGGUAUGAAGAAGUAAACCCAAAUCUCAGACAGGACAUACUCGCUGUAAACAGAACUAUUUUGGAGCCUCCUUUUCUGGAAUGUCAGGAAAUCCAUCUGACGGCCAUCAUAAGACAUGGGACAAGGUAUCCAAAUGCCAAGGACGUCAGGAAGAUGCAGCAGCUCCACGAUAUCAUCCUUAACAAUUCUACUGGUAAGCAGAGUUGGCUGCGUGAGAUCCUCACCCAGUGGACGAUGUGGUACACCGAGGACAUGGACGGCAGACUGGUCCAGAAAGGUGUGCAGGAUCUGAAGCAUCUGGCUGUCAGGCUGGCAAAGCUGUUUCCCUCAAUGAUUUCCGAGGAGAAACUUCGAGGUGGACUCAUCAAGUUCAUAACAAGCUCCAAGCACAGAUGUGUAAACAGCACGUUGUCCUUCAAAGCAGGACUGACAGAGAUGUGGGCCAUCAAAGAUGUGGAGUUUGGCCAUGAAGUAAAUGAUACUCUGAUGAGGUUCUUCAACCACUGCACCCGGUAUGUCCAGGAAGUAGAUCAAAACCAGUCAGCUGUAACAGAGGUGCAAAAGUUCAAGCAGGGUCUGGAAAUGAUGAGGGUUCAAGAGAAGAUUGCACAGCAUCUAGGAGUCUCGUCCAGUCUCCUCACAUAUGAUUUGGCAGAGGCUGCAUUUUUCUUGUGCACUUAUGAAUUUGCUGUCAAGGCAAUAAACUCCCCCUGGUGUCAGCUCUUUGAUGAGGAUGAUGCAAAGGUUAUGGAGUAUGCGAGCGAUCUGAGGGAGUUCUGGAAAAGAGGCUACGGUCAUGACAUCAACAGCAAAUCAAGCUGCAUUCUCUUUCAUGACCUGUUCAGUCGACUGGAUAAAGCAGUUAGCGAGACCAAGUUAUGUCAGAAGGUCAGUGAACCGGUAACUGUCCAGAUCGGCCACGCAGACACCCUACUGCCAUUGCUUACCCUGCUCGGCUUUUUCAAGGACACCGUCCCCCUGACAUCAAACAACUACGCCUCACAGACUCAACGCUCUUUUCGUACCAGCCACAUGUUGCCCUAUGCUGCCAAUUUCCUCCUGGUGUUGUAUGACUGUGGAGAAGGAGAUAUAAGGCUGCAGCCUGUAUUAAACGAAAAGCCUUUGACCUUCCCUGGUGUGACUGAUCCACAGGCCUCAGUGCCGCUUUAUGAGAAUGUCCGAAAGCGCUACCAAGACCUGCUUAAUGGCUGUGACUUUGAGACUGAAUGCCAACUGCUCAAAGAUCCUGCUGAAGUUUAAGACCUAAAUACAAUGUCUUUAAUUUCUUUUCAGUAAGAUAAUUUUAAA
Cyprinodon variegatus (sheepshead minnow) is the source of this 1419-nucleotide messenger RNA. RefSeq names its product multiple inositol polyphosphate phosphatase 1-like. NCBI's taxonomy places the organism in Eukaryota, Metazoa, Chordata, Actinopteri, Cyprinodontiformes, Cyprinodontidae. Bases 1 to 1371 code for a protein of 456 amino acids. Gene Ontology annotation, molecular function: acid phosphatase activity; inositol phosphate phosphatase activity. The record is from RefSeq and is a predicted model, not a curated record. The transcript has 5 exons.